Messenger RNA from Cygnus atratus (black swan), 673 nucleotides. RefSeq names its product transmembrane protein 234 (gene TMEM234). NCBI's taxonomy places the organism in Eukaryota, Metazoa, Chordata, Aves, Anseriformes, Anatidae. The record is from RefSeq and is a predicted model, not a curated record. The transcript has 5 exons. Bases 20 to 406 code for a protein of 128 amino acids.
AAGUUCCGGCGCCGUUGCUAUGGCGACCGCGGGGGAGGCGGCGGCGCUGGUGCUGGUGGCCGCGCUGUGGGGCAGCACCGGGCCCUUCCUGCGGACGGGCGCGGCGGGGCUGGAGGAGCUGCGGCACCGGGGCCGCCUGCGGCAGCUGCUGGCAGAGAUCAGCUUCCUGGGCCUCAACUACAAGUACAUGGUGCCCUUCCUGCUCAAUCAGUGCGGAUCGCUCCUCUUCUACCUCGCCUUGGCAUCUGCAGACCUGUCCCUGGCGGUACCGCUCUGUAACUCCCUGGCUUUGAUUUUCACUCUGGUGACUGGGAGGAUUCUGGGAGAGGAUAUCGGCGGUAAAAGGGCCGUGGCAGGAAUGGCGCUCACCCUCCUGGGUGUCACUCUCUGUGUAGCUGGUUCGUGACCAAGGCGCAGCGAGCAGAGGAAGAGAACGCCUUUAAACGUGACCCCGUGGCAUGAGGGGAGCUUCUGGCUCAGCAGCCGACCGCUGGGCUCUCAUUCUGACACCCGGCUGCCUGGAAGCAGGGAUUGGAUUCCCCAAGCACCAGGGUGGAGCAAGGCAUAUCGCAAGGACAUCCUAUCUAGUGUCUUAAGGAAUCUUUUCCUGUGGGUGUUUCAAAGCAGGGGUGGGAGGAGGGGGAAUAAAUGGUUAAUAAAUAAUUCAACUGGA